This is a messenger RNA of Aspergillus terreus NIH2624, 534 nucleotides long. RefSeq lists its product as uncharacterized. Bases 1 to 534 code for a protein of 177 amino acids. The transcript is spliced from 3 exons. The record is from RefSeq and is a predicted model, not a curated record. NCBI's taxonomy places the organism in Eukaryota, Fungi, Ascomycota, Eurotiomycetes, Eurotiales, Aspergillaceae.
AUGCGUCUCGCCGCCCUCCUCGCCCUGGCGGCCCUCACAACCGCCGUCCCAAUGGGCUCGUCCAGCGCCAGCGCAACCUCAGGACAUUCGCCCGAGGACCUCUUCACGCCCAAGCCCGCGCCGACGUGGACCCCCAAACAGGCAGCCCAGAAUGAGGCGCUGAUCAAGCAGAACGCAAAGGACACCGCCGAUCCCACCAAGUGCCCCAUGAACCACCCGUACCAGGCGUGCUGUCGCACGCUGACCAACAUCGCCGACGCCAUCUUCAAGCCCAUCGGCGAGAUCAUCCCGCAGCUGAAGGGGGCGAAUCUGGCGUCGCCUAUGUCGUUUGAGUGUAAGCCGAUGACGCCGGGCGAUCCGCCGGAGAAGUGUGCCCACCAGGCGUCGUGUUGUGGCUCGGAUCCGAAGGAGGCUUCCGCUAUCGAUAUCAAUUCUUGCACCGACUACAGGGAGGAGAUGAACAAGACGAUCGAGGCGUUGGAGCGCAACAAGAAAAUGCAUUCCAGAGCCGUGGUUUUGCCUGUCUAUGUAUAG